AUGUUACAAGCCAUCAAGUACAGCCAGGGCUACCUGGAGAUCCUGGAUCAAUUGCAACUGCCCUUCGUUGAGAAAUACAUCCCGAUUGAGACCGCCGAAGAUGGCUGGAAUGCGAUCAAGGAGAUGAAGGUUCGAGGCGCACCCGCCAUUGCGAUCGUCGCCAUGCUGGCACUCGCCUCGGAAUUGCAUGCUCUCAAGGCUGCGGACAAGAUCCCCACGUCGGCUGAGGAGACGAAAGCGUUGAUUGCGCAGAAGUUGGAGUACCUUGUGACCAGCCGUCCGACGGCUGUGAACUUGGCGGAUGCGGCGCAGAAGUUGGGCGCGCUGGUGACUACGCAAGCUGGACAGUCCAGCGCUACGGGCCAGAGUGUCGUGGCUGUUUUCAUUCAGGGUGCGGAGGAUAUGAUGGGCAAUGAUUUGGAUGAUAACCAGCGCAUUGGUCACAAUGGCGCGGAGUGGAUCAUGGCCAAUGCUACCAAGCCUGGUGUCGCUGAUGUUGCGGUUUUGACGCACUGCAACACUGGCUCCCUUGCCACCUCCGGCUACGGCACUGCCCUGGGAGUCAUCCGGUCGCUCUCAUCGAAGAACGUCCUACGCCACGCCUACUGCUCAGAGACAAGACCCUACAACCAAGGUUCCCGCCUGACGGCCUUUGAAUUGGUUCACGAUAAGAUUCCUGCUACAUUGAUCACGGAUUCCAUGGCGGCGGCUUUGCUGGCAGAUGCCCAGGUCGGCGUCAACGCCAUUGUGGUGGGCGCAGACCGCGUGGCCGCCAACGGAGACACGGCCAACAAGAUCGGCACCUACAGUCUGGCUGUCCUGGCGAAGCACCACGGAGUGAAGUUCUUGGUCGCCGCACCCCGCACCACCAUUGAUAUGGCUACCAAGUCUGGAAGCGAUAUCGUCAUCGAGCAACGCCCGGCUUCGGAGAUGACCAGCAUCAAGGGUCCUCGCGCCGGAGCUACCGCGGUCGAUGGCAACUUGACUCUGGAGACUGUCUGCAUCGCUGCCCCCGGAAUCAAUGUGUGGAACCCUGCCUUUGACGUCACGCCGGCGGCCCUGAUCGACGGAAUUAUCACGGAGGUUGGGGUGGUCGAGAAGGGACCCGAUGGUCAAUUCCACAUGGAGGGGCUGUUCAACGGCUCUGCUCCUUAG
Molecule: messenger RNA, 1155 nt
Organism: Penicillium cataractarum
Lineage: Eukaryota; Fungi; Ascomycota; Eurotiomycetes; Eurotiales; Aspergillaceae
Product: S-methyl-5-thioribose-1-phosphate isomerase
Exons: 2
Coding region: 1-1155 (384 amino acids)
Molecular function (GO): S-methyl-5-thioribose-1-phosphate isomerase activity
Source: RefSeq, a predicted model, not a curated record